This is a messenger RNA of Psylliodes chrysocephalus, 2123 nucleotides long. The record is from the annotation of a GenBank genome assembly. NCBI's taxonomy places the organism in Eukaryota, Metazoa, Arthropoda, Insecta, Coleoptera, Chrysomelidae.
UCAAAAGCCAAACUUCAGAGAGUAUAGAGAAAAUGUAAACAUAACAUAAGCAAAGAAAAAGUAUUCUUUCAAAAAUACCUAGUAAUAACUAUUUUACGCAAUUGCAUAAUUUUAUAAAUAUAAAAAUGGAUAAAACCCAACUUUCAGCGGUACUCCAAGUACUGAAAAAAUACAAUUUAAAGGGUACGGAAGAAAUCUUACGAAAAGAAGCAAACAUCGCAGACAAUAUAGAUUCCGAAGCUUUAAAUCAAGAUACAGACGUUAACAGCGUUCUAUCAGGCUACAAAAGCGAUGGUGAUCCAGAGGCCUAUGAUGCUGCUUAUUCAGACCUAAAGAGGUUUGUGGAGAGCUCCUUGGACAUCUACAAACAUGAAUUAGGAGCUAUACUAUUCCCCGUUUUAGUCCACAUGUAUUUAGAAUUAGUUUAUAACGAUCACCCCAACAAGGCUAUUGAAUUAAUGAAAAAAUUUGGCCCGGAACAAGAUUACUAUUAUCAAGAAGACUUAAGGAAAUUAGCGAUGAUCAUUAAGAAGGAGCACAUGAAUGGAAAUGAGAUUGCAGAAACUUUUAAAUCUAAUCAGUUUGUUAUCAGGAUAUCUAGAGAUACAUUGAGUUUGUUAAAGAGGCAUUUAAAUGAAAAAAAAAGCUCUAUUUUGUUAAAUAUCAUUCAGGAUCAUUUGUAUUUUGAUAUGUAUGAAGGGGUUGCUAGGAAUAAGAGUCAGAUUGAUGCCACUGCUGGUUCAAUUGGGGGUGAAAUAUCCAGAUAUAAUAAAACGAAGGUGUAUUAUGGGAUACCAAAGGGUCCAGAUCCAGCAACCAUAGCUGCACCAAUAGAAGACGAGGAAGGUGAAGGAGGUGAUCAGGACAAUCCCGACAAACCUAAGAAGAAAAAAGCCAAAAAGGACCCUAUGUUUUCUAAGAAAACAAAGUCAGAUCCUAACGCCCCUCCUCCAGAUCGAAUACCUGCUCCGGAAUGGAAAGAUAAUGAUAGGGCUGAAAAAUUCAAGGCUUGCAGGGAAGCAUCUAAGAGAGUGACAUUAGGACCUGAUUCUCUGCCAUCUUGUUGCUGUUACACCCUACUAAACGCUAAUUAUACAGUUUGCUGUGCUGAAAUAACGGAAGAUUCCAGUAUGGUAGCGGUAGGUUUUAAUGAUUCGAUAGUAAAAGUUUGGACUCUAGUACCCCAAAAGUUGAAGUCCAUGAAGAGCUCUGAGCAGUUAGAAGACGUCAACAUUGAAGCUGACGACGUUUUGGUCCGUAUGAUGGACGAACGUUCUGGAGAAACUUGCCGCACUCUUUGUGGACACGGCGGUCCCGUAUAUUCUGUCUCCUUCUCUCCAGAUCGUACACUUCUACUCAGCUGUUCUGAGGACUCUACGAUCAGAUUGUGGAGCCUACAAAUAUGGACUUGUCUAGUCGUGUACAAGGGACACAUGUUUCCUGUGUGGGACGUCAAGUUUUCGCCGUUGGGGUACUAUUUUGCAUCCGCUUCGUAUGAUAGAACUGCGAGAUUAUGGGCCACGGACCAUUAUCAGCCCUUGAGAUUGUUUGCUGGGCAUUUUUCCGACGUUGAUUGUAUCCAAUUCCAUCCGAAUUCUAACUACGUGGCGACGGGUUCCAGCGACAGACGAGUAUGUUUAUGGGACUGCACCACCGGCAAUCACGUACGGAUCAUGACAGGACACAAAUUGCCCAUCCAUUCUUUAGCGUUCAGCAUCGACGGUAGAUAUUUAGCGUCAGCAGGAGCCGAUUGUAAGGUUUUAAUAUGGGACUUGUCUCAUGGUCAUUUGGUAGCUGAAAUGACUGGACAUAGUAAAACGAUACAUUGCCUGUCAUUCAGCAGAUGUGGCAACAUCUUGGUUUCAGGUGGUUUGGACUGUUCAUUAAAAAUUUGGGAUUUCAGUAAGCUGAUAGAAGAAAAUAAUUCGGAAGAGGUGAACGUUUCUCACAAUCCGGACGUGAAAUCUGGCGAGACGUACCUUCUGAGAAGUUUUGCCACAAAAAGUUCACCUCUCAUCAGUUUGCACUUCACAAGAAGGAAUUUAUUGAUAGCUGUUGCACUGUUUGAUGGGGUGAACACGUAAAUAUAUUAUAGUUUAUGAAAUAAAAAUUUGUAUCUAUUA